AUGGCAUUAGAGCCAGUCAAUCUUGGCCAUAAAGUAAGUUUUUUACUACAAUAAUGCGGCUAAAUCUUUGAACAAUGAAUCUCAGUGGGAAAAUAAUUGUUUAUAAGGUUUCGUUGUACAGAGGUCUCCUUUCGCCUCUAAAAUUGGCUUUUGGAAUUUCAUGAGAGGUGUUGUUAAACAGAGUCUUAAUGUACAAACCUCUGUACAACAACUCACAAAAGAACAAGAAAAAUUUGUUAUACAUAGACUUCGCUCUAUAGAGACAUAUUUGGCAAUUAAAAUUGACGUUUGAGAGUAUUGAUAUGGUUGGUUAUAGAGAGGUUUCGUCCUAGUACAAAAGUUCGUUGUAGAGAGAUCUUAACGUGCAAACCUCUGUACAACAAAUCGCAGGGGUUAAAAAAAGAAAUUUUGUUCUAGAGGGGUUUUCAUUACAUAGAAGUUUACCUGGCCCUAUAUUGUUUGUUAUAUAGAGGUUUGGUCCUAGUACAAGGGUUCGUUGAAUAGAGGUCUCUGUUGAACGAUGGUUGCAAACCCUUAUACAACGAAUGGGCCAAAAAAAAGGAAAUUUGUUAUAGAGAGGUUUUGUUGUACAGAGAUGCCACAGUAAUUUUUUGUAGGUUUGGACACGAAUCAUUGGCUAUUUGGACGACACAACUCUACUAAACUUUAUAACAGUCCACAAAAGCCUCUCUCCCUUGGCAAUUGAGGUCCUUUACAAACGACGAUGCUGUCGAAAUCAAAUCUACCGACUUCCGGGUGAGACUUGGAAAGAGGCGUUUGCAGAGUGAGUCAUGAUUUUUAUUGCUGUGAAACUCUUCACAACGAAUUUCAAGAUACGAAAAAGACGUAUGUAACUUAUUUAAAUGGCCUUUUUUACGCUAUUUGUCCCACCAUUUUGCUGCUUUUCACACAGUGCAACCUCGAAAAAAUGGUCAAAGUCCACGCACUUUAUGAAAAAAGUAGGAUCAAUCUGUCGUGAAAAUAAUGUGGAUUCCUCGCGCCUUGCAAUUGUCCAUUUUUCGAUGCGACAAAGUGCUCAUUAUUUUCCCGACAGACAAAAAAAAAAGCGACUACAUUUUUGGUCGAUUGUAAUGCAUACAUUUUUUCCGCAUUUUCAGCCUUGCAAAUCGAGUGUUCUGGAACAAAUGGGAGCCCAUGAAGAAUGUAAUUUUUUGUGCUGAAAGGAACUGUGAGCGGUUUGGUUUUGUUGGCGAAAAUGAUGUCAUCGUCACUUCGUUUGACCUCUUGGAGAAAUUUGUUCGCCACUUCAAACUGGAGCACUCGGCACCGGAGUUGGCGGGCAAAAAAGUUUGGCUAAUCCGACAUGGCGAACUACUCGUUGUCUGGGUAAGGUAAACAGAAAAUCCCUUGUAAACAUAGCUCAGUGCUGCUGUUUUAAUGAAAGUUGGCAAAUUUUAGAAAUGAAGCGUUUGAGGUGCGACGCACGUCAAACUGAGGAGUCCGGUGGCCGGAAUAGACUCUUCGCUAUAGGUUUUUUACACUUCGUCUUGAUUUCGCAGAGAAAGAGAGAAAAAAGACACGCAAAAACAUACUCUCUCGCCCCAAAAAUUCCCCAUUUCUUCCCCGACAAAACGUUUUUUCGCGUCUUUUUUGGCAAAUUGCCAAUCCAUUCACCGGACUGUUUUAGCUUAUCUCAGUUUGACGUGCGACGCUCAGAUAGACAUGGCAAUUUAAAAGCAUAUAUUUACUCUCAGUCUGCAGGGAUUGUUCGUUAUCUGUUUGUCGGGAAAAUAAUUCGGAUUUUCUGAUUUUAUUUUGUCGGGAAAGUAAUGUGGAUUUUCCGAUAUCAGUCUGUAGGGAAAAUAACGUGGAUUUUCCGACAUCGGUCUGUCGGGAAAGUAAUGUGGAUUUCCGAUAUUAGGUUGUCGGGAAAAUAAUGUGGAUUAGCCCGCAUCAGUCUGUCGUGGAAAAAUAUGGUUUUUCUGAUAUUAUCAGUCCGUAUUGAAAAUAAUGUCUAUAGACAACUUCUUAAAAGAGAUCCCAGCAGUAAAUUUUUAGCUUGCUGGUACUUUCAAAAAGUGCAUAUACAUUUGUUGCGGCACUGUGCACAAAAACAGUCCAUUUUGCAGCAUUUAGCAAGCUUUGAGCGUCGCAUUUUGAGCACUUCUAAGAAGUCAUUAAAUUUCAGCUUCCCCCUCUCCAUACCAUUAAAAUAUACGAGGUGAACACCACCCAACUCAUCCACUCGCAGACCUUCACCAAGCCCCAAACCCCCGUCAACGGCUGUCUUUUGUACGACGAACGCUGCAAACUGUUCAACGCGUACGAUCAGAGCGUCCAUUAUGCAGACGUAAACGGCGACAUUCAGAAGGUCUUCUACAAAGAGAACGGAGAGCAUCUGAUAUUUUAUCACGACGGCGGCGCUUUGAGGGUUUAUAACUGUGCCACGGAGAAGAUGCGAGAGGAAAUUUCAACGCAAGAUUCUCAGUGUCAACUGCUCAAGGGGACCAAUGAAGUGAUGACAAUUCAUGGGAGAUAUGGUAAGUAUUCUUGGGCUGGCAAGGGAGGUUCUCCAACUUCGACACUGAGAUUUUGGUGAAACUUGGCAUGAAUUUAGAUUAAUUUUUUCUACGAUAUAUGCGAGAUUCCUAGCUGGCGCUUUCCAGAAACGACCGAGAUUUUAUAGCCUAAAGUUUCAAAAAAUUUGACAUUUUUUUUGCGAAUUUUGAAUUUUGGCAUGAAAAAUUUCAUGCCUGUUUCUACCGUAGAGGUGAUUUUUUUGGAAAAAAAAUCAAUUUUUUCCGCACGAAAGAUACGGCCAAAAGGACGUUUCCUCUCUGUCCGCUCUCCGCGUUUUGCAUGCUCUUUAAACCCCAAAGACCAUUGAAUAUCUCGGCUCUCCCAGAAAAGUCCGAGCUAAAGCUUUCAGGCUUUGAUAUGUGGCUCGUGUACGAGAUGUGUGCAAAGUUUGAAGAAAAUCUGAGUGUUGCACUUGAUGUACUUUUCUUAUCAAUUUUGAUGGACCAAAAAUGCCGGCUCGACCCGCUUUGAAUUCUCUUCGGCCCGGCUAGAGAGUUUUUUAAUCAAUCUGCCACAAAAAUAACGAUGACAAUGUUGCUGCGCCGAUUGUGUCGCCGAAGUGAAAAGCAAUUUGAUUUUACCGCGACACCAUUCAUUUUCUCAGCAGCGAUGAGAUUUUUGUCGCGACAAAAUGCUCAUUAUUUUCCCAACAGACUCAUUGAAAAAAUUAAUCUGAUCGCUGAGAUCUCUGCACCAACGGAAUAGUUUUUUUUUCAGGUUUUCGAGACGACAGAUCGCACAAGAAAGCGGAAAUUUAUGACGUCAGAAGUGGAAGCGAUCCGGUCUGCUUCAUCGAUCUGCCUCGGCGCUCAUCGAUUCUGGAAGCUUGCCCUGGCCUUCUUGUGAAAGUCCCAGGUCCUAGGGAAGUGGUAGGUGAUGUGUUGAACGGGCUUUACCGUCAUAAUCCAAAUCAAAGAGUCCUGUAGAAGGGCUCUAUUUAACAGAAUUUCAUUUUGGCCAGAAUUGACUCUUAUGGCACUUGUCCGUUGUAGAGGGGUUUUGUCCUAUGGGAGUUUGUUUUACAGAGGUUUCACUGUCUGUAUGUGUUUUCACAUGCUUGUACAGUAGGGGACCUGAUCCAGUGGCAAAAAACGUACCAUUUUGCAUCGGGGAAGUAUUAAAAAUGUAGCAAAAUGGUUCCCUCUGCAAGUGAAAAAACUUCGUGUUGAAGUCCCUCCCUCACAAAAGAGCGCGUUUUUGAAAUCUGAGUUUUUUCACUUGGAGAGGGAAGCAUUUUGCCACAUUUUUGAUACUUCCCGGAUGCAAAGUGGCAAAAGUGCAGGCUACAGUAGGGGACCUGGUCCAGUAGCAUAAAACGUACCAUGUCGCAUACGGGAAGUAUCCAAAAAUGUAGCAAAAUGCUUCCCUCUGCAAGUGAAAAAAUUCCGAUUUCAAAAUCCCGCCUGCUCCUUUUUGUGAGGAAAAAUGGCGCGCCCUUCAAACCCAAGUUUUGUCGCUUGGAGAGGGAAACAUUUUGCCACGUUUUUUAUACUUCCCGGAUGCAAAAUGGUACGUUUUUUUGUCACUGGAUCAGGUCCCCCACUGUAAAUAGCAUGUCUUUUUUGCAGCAAUCGACACGUGAGUAUAUGAUGUAUUCCUCAUGGCCGACAGGAAAAUGGGCUCGAGUCCUAAAACCAAUCGACCAAAUUUACGAUGGCCCACCCGGAACCUGGCUAAAGUUGGUCGAGGAGUCCGAGAAUCUCGUAUGGCUCACGGCACUAAGGCCUCAUGGAGAGACGCUGAAGACGCAGAAGUUGUUGUACUUUGAGGUUUUCAGGGGUGAGUUCUAAAGCCUGAAAACUUUAAAAUUUUCUGUAACUUCUGUACAGCAAAUACACCAAACUACUAGUACAAAUUACAGUAUUUUCUGCAAUGUAUACCGAUAUUCCAGGAAGAGUAGUCUGCAAAGCGAUGGAUCGAACUUUAUCAACCGAAAGACCUCAUUACUUCCACGAAUUGUACAGGGAAUUGCGAAACACCGUGCGAGAAACUUGA
Molecule: messenger RNA, 4536 nt
Organism: Bursaphelenchus xylophilus (pine wood nematode)
Lineage: Eukaryota; Metazoa; Nematoda; Chromadorea; Rhabditida; Aphelenchoididae
Source: the annotation of a GenBank genome assembly